AUGCAUCGUGUACCUGAAGUCGUGAAGGCUCGCCGUGAGAUGACUGACCUGGAAGACGACUUCCUCCAAUGGUUCCAGUAUGCCGGCUACGAUGAUUUUCGAGAGAAAAUAAAGGAUAGUGAUUCUCGUGAUCUUCUCAUGAAGGAAGAGAUCGAGUAUUUAUUCAAUGAGACUGUGCACACAAAUGCAUACCAGAAAUGGUGUGAAUUCUCCCAGAAGUGGAGCCUUGAUGCCUACAGCGCCUUUCCAGGAGUUGAAGAAAUCAUCUAUUUUAUUCUCACCUUACGGUGCGCGGAUCCCGAGGGGCUGAGAAAAGCUCAGCUUACCGCGGGGAUGCGCCUAAUGAACAAUAUUCGCAUAGGAGAGUGUGACUUCGGCGGAACCUUGUGCGGAUACAGUAUCGAAGUUGGACGAUGCCAUUGUCUCGAUUUACAGGAAUCUCCAAGUCAGCCAGACAUUCCAUCUCUACUCAGCAAUUGGGUAAUGGCUAUCGACAGCAGUGAAAUCGAUCUCAGAGCGCGAAGCCCGGGUCAAGUGAACCGUCACUCUGGAGGAGACUCGGUUAGCCGAACUCGAACUCGAACCACUACUACCGACGAGCUUUUACUGUACGGUCCGUUCUAUUUCCUCUCGAUUGGCCACGUGGGAUACUGUGCAGGCGAAAGUUGGGUAAAGUUCCGCGAUUGGGAAGCCUCCGACGCUAUCAAUCCACUUGCAGAGAACUAUGUCACCAGCUACCAUGCAGUUGUCCAAUUGGAUGCUGGCGGCUACGCCGUUGGAGGAGUCUACAUGUUAUACACCGGUAAACUUGCCACGGUGCUCUCAAACCUUCCGGAAGACUAUGAAGGGGAUAAUGGAGGGAAUUCCGGUGCACAUCCCUACACGGACGAACUUCCUGGACCUCUUGAUAUGGAUGGUAAGCCACCUUUCUUCCUAGCAAAGAUCGCUGACAAGUUGGAAGAUCUGAAGCAACCAGGGCCCUUUAAGAUUGAGCCGGUUCUUAAGGAAAGUCAUAAUGUCGUCCGUGUUCGGGUUGCUGGAACCCCAGGCAAGAUUAUCCCGACAGAUCUCUUAGUCUAG
Messenger RNA from Ilyonectria robusta, 1080 nucleotides. RefSeq lists its product as uncharacterized. NCBI's taxonomy places the organism in Eukaryota, Fungi, Ascomycota, Sordariomycetes, Hypocreales, Nectriaceae. The transcript has a single exon. The coding region runs from base 1 to 1080 and encodes 359 amino acids. The record is from RefSeq and is a predicted model, not a curated record.